AUGCUUUCUUUUCUCUUGCUCUUGGUGGCCUUCCCCGGGAAAGCACUCGCAACUCGCGAGUCUUCCAUGCAACUGCUGCAGCACAAGAUGGUCCUCAGUGGGCCAAGAGAGCUUCGCUUGGAGAAGGCCGAGCCUUUGGAUUGGCUUCACUUCCCGAAAUGCGGCAGCUCUCUCAUCAACGCGCUGGUCCACCUGCCCGGAGUCUGCCCGCUGCUUGGCGACCUUACCCUGGACGAGGAGCUCCUCGGCCCCUGCUGGUUGGAGGUGUUUGGCCUCGACUACUGCGUGAAGCUCUGCCAGGAGGAGAAGUUCUCCUGUCCUCGUAACACCUCCUUGCCACACCACCCCAUGGUGAACUUUUCGGCCCAGAAAGGCCACUUGGUGGGGAUGUUCCGGGAUCCCGAUCAGCGCAUCCUCUCUGGCUACCACGACGACUUCAACAACUUCGCGGCGGUCGACUACAUCGACCACCUGGAGGACAUGAUCUCGGAUCCCGACCUGGACAUGGAGAACUGUACAGCUUCCUUGCGUGGCCUGCCAAAGGUGCCCAUUUUGGAGUUUGCUGAGGGUUGGAAAGGCGGGAUGACAUACCAGCUAGUGACAGAGCACCCGACCACUCAGACACUCGAUCCAAUGCGACCCCGGAUGACGCAGGCAGAUGCAGAGGAAGCAGCGCGCAGGGUACGUGAAGGUUUCGCAUUUGUAGGCAUCACAGAAGAGUGGGACUUGUCCAUGUGCCUGCUCCACAAGAUGUUUGGGGGAGCCUGUAAGGCCUCAGAUUUCGAAAACGCUAACCCAAGCUACCCCGGGAAGUCUGCCGAACUGGACUACGACACCUCUGAGCUUCGCGGCUGGCACGACGAUGUUGACGAGGUGGUUUAUGCUGCAGCCCUGGACGUGUUCCGCCAAAACUUGAUCGCGUACAACGUCUCCCACGAGACGUGCAGCGAGUGCUACAGAAGUGCCGGAAGAGCAUCGAGCUUCGAAGAGUCUUCCCGUAAGCAUAACCUGAGCUCCCUAUAG
This is a messenger RNA of Symbiodinium necroappetens, 1023 nucleotides long. Lineage: Eukaryota; Dinophyceae; Suessiales; Symbiodiniaceae. The record is from the annotation of a GenBank genome assembly.